Messenger RNA from Erinaceus europaeus (western European hedgehog), 2325 nucleotides. RefSeq names its product DMRT like family A1 (gene DMRTA1). The record is from RefSeq and is a predicted model, not a curated record. Gene Ontology annotation, biological process: sex differentiation; regulation of transcription by RNA polymerase II. Gene Ontology annotation, molecular function: protein binding; RNA polymerase II cis-regulatory region sequence-specific DNA binding; DNA-binding transcription factor activity, RNA polymerase II-specific. The transcript is spliced from 2 exons. Gene Ontology annotation, cellular component: nucleus. NCBI's taxonomy places the organism in Eukaryota, Metazoa, Chordata, Mammalia, Eulipotyphla, Erinaceidae. Bases 241 to 1731 code for a protein of 496 amino acids.
GUUUAGAGGCAUUAAUUUAGCGCCCGGGACUCCAGGAGACCAAAUUGGCAUUUGCACCGCUCAGCGUGCCCUGUUGCAGGAAUCUGUCUCGGCCCCAACUCACCGCGGGAAUCCUGUAAAACUUUGUCGGUGUUGGGUGGGAGGCCGCUGGACCAUCUGGGGUCCUCCCGCCUCCUUCCUCUCCCUUUUCCUCGGGCAGAGCUGACUGUGGACGGCGCGCUUCUCCGGUGCGUCUCGGGAAUGGAGCAGCCACCGGGUGGCGUCGGGGACCUUGGCGGCCGGCCCCACCUGGCCCCGGCGCUGGUGGCUGCGGUCCCUCCACCCGCGGGCCCCGCACUGCCGGUUCCUCCGGGGAUAGCUGUCCCUCCAACUUUCCUGCGCCCCCCCAGCCUCUUUCUCCGGGCAGCCGCCGCCGCGGCCGCCACUGCUGGGAGCGAAGGCUGCCAGCCGGCUCCCGGGCUGGAGAGGGCGGUGGGCACUGUGGGCUGCGGGUACCCGCGGACGCCCAAGUGCGCCCGGUGUCGCAACCACGGGGUCGUGUCGGUGCUGAAGGGCCACAAGCGCUUCUGCCGCUGGCGAGACUGUGCAUGUGCCAAGUGCACCCUGAUCGCUGAGCGCCAGCGCGUCAUGGCUGCCCAGGUGGCGCUGCGCAGGCAGCAGGCCCAGGAGGAGAGCGAGGCCCGCGGGCUGCAGAGGCUCCUGUUCUCCGGGGCCGCGGGGCCCUGUGCUAGGGCGCUGGGAGGUGGCAGCCGGGUGGAGAACUCCCAGCCUCCUGCAGCCUCGGUGACAGCACUGGGGCUGAGCACCUUGAGACCAGCUAGUGGUCUGACGACGACCCCUGUUUUCGAAUUUUUCCAGCAGGAUUAUAAAAAAGACAAACCAGAACAAAAAGAACGUAAAUGUCACUCAUACCAGAACAGUCAAGAACAGGUCUCCAAAUCUUAUCAUCUUACUCUGAGAUCAUCUCCUGACUCUAAUGAUGUCACUGGAAAACAAAGCUUUAAGUCAUAUGUAUCCGGAAACUCAAAGAAGGAUGAUAAUAAUAUUUUUUCUCCUCACCCUGAGGAACAGUCAGGAGGUGAAGAGAGUCCCAGAUCUUUAUCAUCUUCUGACUUGGAAUCAGGAAAUGAAAGUGAGUGGACCAAAGACUUCACUGCUACCAGAGGCAAACUUCCCACAGUAUUCUCAAGAUCCAGAGAUCCACUUGACAUUCUUACCAAGAUUUUCCCUAAUGACAGGCGUAGCUGGCUGGAAGGCAUUCUAGAGUUCUGCAAAGGAGAUGUGGUUCAAGCCAUUGAACAGGUCCUUAAUGGAAAGGAACACAGACCAGGAACCAGGGACCUAGCAAGCUCAGGAGAAUUGGAAAAUACAACUUUUCAGAGAACUUCAAAUUUUAGUUUAGCUGGAAUUGGUUUUGGAACUCUAGGGAAUAAGUCAGCAUUUUCUCCUCUUCAGACCACUUCUGCUGCUUAUAGAAGUGAAUCAAACUUCUAUAGCUUAAAUCCUAGACUAGGUCUCCAUCCACUAAGGUUGGCAUAUUCUUCUGCAGGAAGAGGGUUAUCUGGUUUCAUGUCUCCCUACCUGACUCCUGGGUUAGUACCAACAUUACCUUUUCGACCAGCUUUGGAUUAUGCCUUUUCAGGCAUUAUUAGGGAUUCUUCCUACUUUCCCUGCAAAGAUUUAGUAGCUGGUGGAAGACUGUAUUCCCGGCCAAAUCAAGACAGUCUAUAAUGUAUUUGUCUAUUCUCCGUUUCUGAAAUAUUUCUGGAGGAAUGUAAUACAACCCCUUCACCCACACCUACAUACACAUCUGCUACUCUGUCCAGUAUAUUGAGUUGCCAGGAAAGUCUUGAUGCAUUUUUGCAUAUUAAAACAUAAAAAGAAAGUGUGAUGACUUUUCUGACAACCGAAUAUGUGGGUUAUUAAACAUUCCUUAAAAUGUUAUAUUUUGUUUUACAAACAACAUAAUAGACUUGAGAUCUGAAGACUAUUUUAGCAUUUGUUAAAGAAUGAAUUAUUUGAACAUUAUGUCUUAAAUAAAGCUAUUUCUAGAAGUAUUUUUACUUUAGUGACUUUCCCUUGAAAUAUCUGUAAAAGAUAUCUUAAUAGUGUAAUUGUUUUUAUUUUAUUGAAAAGUUGGAGUUUAUAGUUGUCAAACAUAUUUUUAAAUGCAUAGAAAUCCAGAACAAUAUAUAAUGAACCAAAAGAAAGAACUGAGAAUUGAAGUAAUUCUAAAUAGUGAUUUUAAAUAUUUCUUUACCUUUUGUUCUUUGUUUUCAGGAAAGAAAAAAAUGUUAUUAAAAUAUGUUUAAAAUAUUUUUCCCA